Molecule: messenger RNA, 1540 nt
Organism: Zea mays
Lineage: Eukaryota; Viridiplantae; Streptophyta; Magnoliopsida; Poales; Poaceae
Source: RefSeq, marked predicted
AAAGCAAAGUCUCCUGCUUCCUUCCGUCUUGCUCCUCGACCCUUCUUCCUUCCCCACCACCGCGUUCCAAUCAAUCCCAAUCGCGACCCAGCCAGAGGCGAGCGCGAGAAAAUCCCCAUUCCCCAAUCCCCACGCCACAGCCUCCCUUCCCUCCCCGUCUCCUCCAAAUUCAAUCGUCUCCAAGCGCCAAUCCGCCCCGUCUCCAAAUCCCAGGCAGGCAGGCAGCCAACCAGCCAUGGAGUGCGAGCCGGAGGAGCUGCAGUUCCUGGGCGUCGUCGGCAUCUACCGCUUCUCCGCGGAGAUCCUCCGAGGCCCGCACCGCCCGCUCUUCGCGCGCAUCGCGGCCGCCUUCGCGCUGCCCCUCUCCGCGCUGUUCCUCCUGCACGUCGCCAUCUCGCACGCGCUCUUCACCCACAUCGACUCCGACGACACGGCCCUGGACGCAUCCUCCCCGGGCACCGACACGCAGCGCCGCCUGCUGUCCCGCCUCGCCUCCGACUGGCUCGCCCUGCUCCUCUUCAAGUCCGCCUACCUCCUCGCGCUCCUCCUGCUCUCGCUCCUCUCCGUCGCCGCCUCCGUGUUCUCCGUCGCCUCCGUCUACUCCGCCAAGCGCGACGCGCUCACCUUCCCGCGCGUGCUCUCCGUCGUGCCCCGCGUCUGGCGGAGGCUCGCCGCCACGUUCCUCGCCGCCUUCGCGCUCCUCUUCGCCUACCACGCCGUCGCCGUGCUCGUCUUCGUCGGCCUCCUCGUCGCCGCGGACAACGGCUCCGGCCUCGCGGGCCUGCUCGCCUUCCUCGUCGCCGUCGCCUACCUGCUCGGCCUCGUCUACCUCGGCGUCGUCUGGCACCUCGCCAGCGUCGUCUCCGUGCUCGAGGACCACAAGGGCUUCGCCGCCAUGCGCAAGAGCAAGGACCUCAUCAGGGGGAAGCUCGUCACCGCGGGUGCUAUCUUCUUCACGCUCAACGUCGUCUUCGCCGCCGUCGAGCUCGGCUUCCGCGCCUGGGUCGUCAGGGGAUCCGGCGCCGCGUCGUCAAGGCUCUUGCUCGGCCUCAUCAUGCUCGCCGCGCUCUGCUGCGUCGUCAUGCUCGCGCUCGUCACGCAGACCGUCGUCUACCUCGUGUGCAAGAGCUACCACCACGAGAGCCUCGACAAGGCCAACAUCUCCGACCACCUCGAGGUCUACCUCGGCGACUACGUCCCGCUAAAGGCGUCCGACGUGCAGAUGGAGCAGUUCCAGGUCUGACUGUGAAUCCCAUAGCUUCUCUGUCUUUAUCACUGCUCGCCAAUCCAUCCUCUGAUGCCGGAAUUCUCCUGUUACCACCGGCAGCCAGGUAAUCUGUAAUUGUGUACGUACAGCAGGCAGCAGGUGAUGAACAUACUUGCGUUAAGUAGGAAGAAUUGGGAAUUUUUGUCUUGGGGGUACAAGAAUAAUGGGGAUCUGUACUUCCCUUAGUCUCUUCCUCAAGGACAUGGUUCCUUCCCUUGUUUACAUGAUUUAUAAACAGGAGAUGAAUGGAAUUGGGCAUGCCGAAUUUACAAA